AUGUCUUCCUCAACGCAGGCCCUCAUCCCACACCUUCACCUCGGGAGCACGUUUGGCGCACUGUUUAUUGGGGUCACCUUUGCAGCAAUUCUCUUUGGUCUAAGUAACGUUCAAGCUUUCGUCUACUUUCAGACCCACAAGGGCACAGGAAUAUCGUUUUAUAAGCUAGCUGUUGCCUGGCUUUGGAUAAUCGACGCUCUGCACUUGUUCUUGAUAGUCCACUGCAUCUAUUAUUAUUUAGUAACCCACUACGCGGACAUCGACGCACUCAUAGGAAUUGUGUGGAGCUUCAAACUUCAAAUAGUCACCAAUGUUCUAAUUGUCUACGGGGUGCAGCUUCUAUAUUUUCAUCGCAUAUGCAUAGUCGCCAAGGGCCGAUCAAAAGUCCCCCCAAUAGUAGUGGGCGUAGUCGUCAUUUCGGCUGGAGGUUGGUUUGUCAUUUGGUAUCCCUCUUCACUAGAUCUUGAUUUUUUUUCCCCUUCAGGUGUUGCCAUUGUCAUUAUUUGGGCCAUCUAUCAGUGUCAUGUGUUCUCAGAUCUAAUCAAAAUGGAAUGGGCGACAUUUAUGGCUUGCGGCACGAUUACUCUCGUCGAUUUUGUUAUCGCAUCAUCGCUAUGUUAUCUCCUCGCUAUUUCCCGCACUGGAUUCUCUAGCACUGAUUCCAUGUUAACAAAGCUCAUGGUUUACGUUAUCAACACGGGUUGUCUGACAAGCAUAUGUUCAUUGUCAGUUAUCAUUACGUGCGCAACGAUGCCGCAAAAUUUCAUCUUCCUCGGCAUUGAAUUUUUAGUGGCUAAAUUAUACGUCAACUCGUUCAUCGCCCUUCUGAACGCGCCACACUACUUGCAGUCGGCUGCAGAAACCAACACUUCUACUGAAGUCCAUAUGCGCCAUGGCAUCUACCGCCCAGAGCUGAACGUUAUGGUGUCCCAAGACGAGGGACUCCAAGGAUCCCACGAAAACAUGUCUAAACAUCCCGGCGAUGAUGUUGUACACUUACUCGAUCUGCCAAGGCAAGCAGCUGCGUGA
Suillus bovinus is the source of this 1029-nucleotide messenger RNA. RefSeq lists its product as uncharacterized. The transcript is spliced from 15 exons. The record is from RefSeq and is a predicted model, not a curated record. Bases 1 to 1029 code for a protein of 342 amino acids. NCBI's taxonomy places the organism in Eukaryota, Fungi, Basidiomycota, Agaricomycetes, Boletales, Suillaceae.